AUGCCCCGCAAACUUCAGCUGUAUCGCGCCGCCUUCUGCACUGGCGCCGUCCUGGCAGCGGCCGACGUUGCUAUCUUUGCCCUGUGCGCGGAGAGGACCGAGCGAUACUACGACGCGAACCGGGACGACCGCUUGCGCCGUCUUGCGGGCUUCAAGAGGGCGAAGGACUUCAUCUUCCCCCUAGUAGCAGGUGCCGCGGCGCUCGUCUACUUUGUCAGCCACAUCGUCCUGCAGCGCGUUAGGCCGCGCAGCGGGUUCCUGUACACCUUGACCGACGCCGUAUGGUGUGUGGUGUUGGGCGUACUUGUCAUGUGGUCUGGCUUCGAUAAGACGCUCAGCGGAGUCGACGCCGGCCUCUCAAACGGCCUCGUGGUCGGCGCGAUCGUCGUCACCGUGUUGGUUUGGCUCGCCCUCUUCACCGUCAGCGUGCUCGGCUGUCUUGCGAUGCGCGGGCAGGUCAAGGGGGGCAGAGUAUCGUCCCGGGAGGCGUGGUUCAUGAGCGUCGCGGACCUUGCGCGCGGCGAGCAGCUCAACGAGGCUGAGUUCACUGGCAAGGCCUAA
Molecule: messenger RNA, 561 nt
Organism: Vanrija pseudolonga
Lineage: Eukaryota; Fungi; Basidiomycota; Tremellomycetes; Trichosporonales; Trichosporonaceae
Exons: 5
Coding region: 1-561 (186 amino acids)
Source: RefSeq, a predicted model, not a curated record